AUGGGUUCCCUCAAGCCACUACAAUUUUCCGAUCCCUAUUGCAGCAAUGCCCACAACGAUUUGAUCAACCCAGAGGAUGUAAUGGACCUUUUCAGGACACAACAGAGAUACCUCAACUAUUUCUUCGAAAACCUCGAUUCUUCACAAACUUUUUUGUUGACUCAAACCCUCCAGAGAUGCAAAGGCACAAUCUUUUUCACGGGUGUCGGAAAAUCCGGCAUCGCAGCUCAAAAGAUUUCCAAAACCAGGAUUUCUAUCGGGAUAAAGUCCGAGUUUUUAUCACCUGUGGAUGCACUGCACGGUGACAUUGGCAUUCUUUCGUGUGGCGAUGUUUUGGUUAUGUUUAAGAAAGAGUGGGAAUUCGGAGGAGUUAGUAAAAGUGAAUUGUGCCGGUUUGGUUUGGCGCCAGUGACGUCCACGGCAAUUCAGAUUAUUUUUGGGGAUACAGUGGCAACUGCAUUGACACAGGGUAGGAAUUUUAGCAGAGAAAUGUAUGCAGCUAAUCAUCCUGCUGGAAGGAUUGGGAAAAGCUUGAUUUUUAAGGUGGAGCAUCUUAUGAAGAAGAAAGAAGAACUUCCUGUCUGCAAGGAAGGGCAUCUGAUUGUGGAUCAACUGGUAGAGGUAACUAGUAAGGGAUGUGGUUGCCUCCUUGUUGUUGAUGAUGACUUCCGUUUGCUUGGCACUUUCACUGAUGGCGAUCUAAGGCGAACUAUUCAAUCUAGUGGGGAAAGAAUCUCCAAGCUCACUGUGGGAGAAAUGUGCAACAGACAACCGAGGACAAUAGGUCCUAAUGCAAUGGUAGUUGAAGCAAUGAAGAAGAUGGAAUCUCCACCAACUCCGGUGCAGUUCUUACCUGUUGUCGAUAACGAUAACCUCUUGAUUGGUAUUGUAACAUUGCAUGGACUGGUAUCAGCCGGGUUGUGA
Molecule: messenger RNA, 924 nt
Organism: Oldenlandia corymbosa var. corymbosa
Lineage: Eukaryota; Viridiplantae; Streptophyta; Magnoliopsida; Gentianales; Rubiaceae
Source: the annotation of a GenBank genome assembly